This is a messenger RNA of Trichechus manatus latirostris (Florida manatee), 4342 nucleotides long. RefSeq lists its product as uncharacterized. Bases 307 to 1341 code for a protein of 344 amino acids. The transcript is spliced from 2 exons. The record is from RefSeq and is a predicted model, not a curated record. NCBI's taxonomy places the organism in Eukaryota, Metazoa, Chordata, Mammalia, Sirenia, Trichechidae.
GUUGUGCUCGAUUCUGCAUCUUUAGGGAGCGUUCUGCGCAGGCGUGGGCCUGAGGUGAUGACGUAUUCAUGCUGCCCCUCCCCCGCCUGGAGCCAGCGGAGCCCCACUCUGGAGCCCCACUCUGUAGCCCCUGUGCUCCCAGCCUCGAGUGUAGGAGUGCGGAUUUCGUGAGCAAUCUUCUGGCCUGUUCGCGUCGAAGCAGCCGGGGACUGCGCAGCGCCCUGCGUGCCGGUAGUUAAAAUACUCAGAAACUUUCAUAAAACUUCUGCAGAGGAUUUCCUCUACAAGCCUAAUUGCAUCCGACAGAUGGCAACUUGUUCAGAUGAUGAUGCAGUGCCUGUGCACCCUUUUUCCAGAGAGGCCAAGAGGAUCGUUGCUCUGCCUGCUGCUGAUAGACAUCGGCUUGGCCUGGCAAUGUUAUACUCUCCAGAAAUGAGGCGAAAACGAACUAUUAGGACCCUGUGCAUGACUGUCUUAGCUGCUGUUUUCCCGACCUUCAAAGGUCCUGUCGUCAAGGUCAAACCUGUCAUUGAUGGACAAACAGUUACUUGGCAAAUGCAGUUAUAUGGCACCCCUCUGUUGUCAAUCCCUGAAGUUCCCGAUGAUCCAGAACAUAGACUUGGGUUAUACCAUGCAACGCUGAACAUUCUCGUCGCAUUGUUCAAGGACUCACGGGACAAUAGCCAUAUGAGGACUGCAGAAAACAGGUUCAAGGCAUUCAAGGCAGCAGUCAAUACAGACAUGGAGCACACACCAUAUCCUGCUAUUAAUGUGUCUGCUUAUGUCAUCUACUUGUCUCUUCAGCCCUGGUGUCAUAGAGUCUUGCGUAGAAUUUUAAGUACCAAAUUCACAGGUCCAGCCGAACAGAUGAUGGUGCAAGUCCAUAUGGUGGCUCGAUGGUCACAGAUGACUACCCUCAAUGCUAUUAAAAGGUUCCUUAACGAGUGUGACUCGAGCUUGAUCCUAAUACCUGAAGUAAAAGAGGAGAUACCCAAGUUCCAUGAAGCAUAUGAGAGACUUCGUGAAAAAACUGGAGAAUGGUUUCCUUAUGCCAAGGCAAUCAAACACCCUGAAGCCCAGAAAGUGAAGACGGCAGCAUUUCCAAACCUGGCAUCGGCAGCCCUGUACCAUGCAGCAGAGACAACACCAACUAUGCGAAACUAUAGAGCAGGGAAACACAUUAGGGGAGGGCUCCCUGAAACAACACUCAAAAGUGCUUUUGAGCGCAAAAUCUCACGUGAAGAGCGGGCAACGCUAUACUCCUCAGGCAUCACUGGUGAGGUGAGUGACCAGGUGUCACAAUCACCGACAGAGGCAGAGUCAUCCAUGGAUGAUGAUUAAGAGUUUUUGUUUAGUAAAAAAAAAACCAUAACCCCCCCUUAAACAAACAAAUAAAUACAAACUCAAAAAAGAAACAAAAAAUCUGUAGGAGGCAAUUUAAUAGCUGCUGUGAGGCAUACUAAGAUUGGAUCCAUCAAGGCAUUUAGAAAGGAAGUGAGGAGGAGAGAGUAGAGCAAAAAGUAAAAUGAUAAUUUUUUGAAUGACUAGAAUAUGAGGGAGAGAUUAAGUGACAUGUAAGACGUGGAAACAAAAAAGGGUGCUGUAGGCUUUCAGCAGAGGAUUGUGUGUUGGCAAGAUCAGGAAAUAGUUUCUUGAAACUAGCUGUGGAGGGUAACCUUGAAGAUAAGAAAUUUCCAUUAUGGAAACUGGAAAGAGUGAGGGAUGGAAGAGUUACAUUUCAGGAGGAAGUUAGAGGAAUAGCAAAGACAUAGAAAGUUUUUUUCUUUUUUUAAUCUGCUUUCUUAAUUUUAAAUAGUGGAACAAUAUAUUCAAAGAUGAGUUAAUGUAAAUAUUUUUCAAAUUGAGUACUUCAGUACUCUGGGAUGAGGAGGCGCAAAAAGGGCUGGUCAUAGUGAGAUUGAGCAUGUGGAUAUGUCAUGUUUCAAGAGCUGUACAGGUGGUUCUGAGGGCGUUAUAAGAAAAUUCUUCAAGUAGUAACAUGAGCAAACAUUGAAAACAUGCUAGUGCAAGAAGUCAAUCACAAAAGACCACCUACUAUAUGACUCUUUAUGUUAAUAUCUAGAAUAAGUAAAUCUAUUGAGAGGGGAAGUAGAUUAGUGGUUGCUUCAGGCUGUGGGGAAUGGGGUAGGAGAGUGAUAGUUAAGGGUAUAGGUUUAUUUUUUAUAUUUUUUUUUUUACAGGAUUAUUUUUGAGAUUUAUAGAUACGUUCUAAAGUUGGUGAUUGCACAUCUGAACAUACCAAAAGCCAUUGAAUUGUACACUUUAAAUGGGAUGUGAACUGUCAAUAAAGCUGUUUUAAAAAAAAAUGAAUAAACAUUUGCCACUCACGUUCUGUUAAACAUAAAGAAGUUAAUAAUUUAGGACCUUAGAGCCUACAGAUUUAGACAGAUUGUAAGUCUCAUAUAGAAGCAAAAAAGGGUUAUGCAACCUAGUAAACCCUGAAGCACGUUUAUGAAUAUUGGUGGAUUUUUCAGAGAACAUUUUGUCUAAUACUUGAUGUGUUAUAUUCAUGCAGUCUUAAAAGUUCUUGAUGACCUGUUAAAUCUAAGCAAGACGAAGAAGGCAGGGAUCAGUGAUUCGAUGAUAAGGUGUAGUGUUUCAGGAAAUGACCUAAUAAAUUGGGUUUUAAUAUUUAGCAAAUUUCAGGUCAGGGGAUGCUUGCUCCCACUUUUUAGAAAGCAAAACUUAAUAAAGCAGAUUAAGGUCAACAAGAUGAUCAAAGGACAACGUUGUAUCCUAAACAGAACUAUUGCUCACAUUUUUUUUUCCCAAGAUGCAAAUACUUGUACACAGGACAGAAAACUUGGAAAAUAAGAACAAGUCAGCUUUUAUUUAGUAUCCCUAGUUGAACGCAAGUAGGACAGGCUAAUGAAAUUCUUUUAUUUUUUUUUUUCCUGACUUCACUGUAUUUUAAACUUUUCUUUGUUAAGGACUAAACUUGAAAGUGAGCCAUUCUCUCAGAGAUCUCUUACAGUAGCAAAACUGAUUCUAACAGAUACAUGAAAAACUUUUACUGACUUAUUGUAGAGACAAAAUAUUCCCCAAUUAAUAAUUUCUGCAGGGCAGAGGGUAGAAAUAGUGCAAUAUGCAUUUGGAUACUGAAUCUUCUAAUAAUUCAAAUCCACUUGCCAGUAGUAUACCUGACAGAUCAAAGUUUCUUACAGGAAAUUACAGGGACUUCAAGGAACAGGAUAUCAACAGCAAACAGCUACCCCAACAACAAAACAGCACCGAGCCAUCAGAGCAAGAGAAGGAGCAGCAAUUGUUUGCAUACAAUGGAAAACCAAAGAGCUUGAGUGACAAAGUGACCAUUGCAAACACAGGAGAAGGAUAGGGUGGCUGUUAGCACCAAAUAUCAUAUGUAGCCAUCAGGAUGCACAGGGGCACUGUGUGUCAUCAGAGAAGUCACCUCCCCUCCCCCUGUGCUCCAGGUGGUAUCUCAGAGCCCCAGCUACCAGCCCCCUACCUCUCAGACUUCCCAGGGCUAGAAGCAGCAGAGCCAGAGCCCAGGCGCUACCACUCAUCGCUGUAGGGGCCAAAGACGUCCAGGGUCCCCACUGCUAAUGGGGGAGGAUAGGGUCACCACUGCUGUCUUGCUGGGUGGAAACCCCAGGUUUUACUCAGUGUGACUUGUCACAGCCAAUAAGCAAGAGAUGGGAGAUGAGAAAGGCACCUUUAUUUCAUUGCACAAGGAAAGGAACAGUCGGAGCUGCUGCCUUCAAGACUGCUCAGCGAGGGUGAGGGGUUUAUAAGCAGGAAGUUACAUCAACAUUCCUAAUAUGCAGGUGCAAUGGGGUUUACGUAUAACUUCAUGCAUCAAAUGUUCAGAAAAUGGCAGUUAAACUUUACCCAGAGGCAGGAAAGUUAACUGUGAAUGAGGUACUUAAUGAACUAAAAAGUUAUCCAGGAUGUCAGCAGGGUGCCUGUCUUAGUUAUCUAGUGCUGCGGCAACAAGUACCACAAGUGGAUGCCUUCAACAAACGGAAGUUUAUUCUGUCACGGUUUUCCAGAUUAGAAGUCCAAAUUCAGGGUGUCAGCUCCAGGGGAAGGCUUUCUCUUUCUGUCUGCUCUGCUUAGUGCAGGGACCUCAUGUUCAAAGGAUGUGCUCUUCUCCUGGCACUACUUUUCCUGGUGAUAUGAGGUCUCCCAGACAAUAAUUUCUCACAGUAAAUUAUAAAAGCAGGUGGGUUAUGAUCUGGCAUCCCAUGUAAGUUGACUUUGGGGGAGAAAUGUGCUGAAAAUCCCAGCACAACAUUAGAUAACUGGCUGUUUCUUUGUAAAAUAGUAAACUGGCAUUCUGACAUUAAAAAAAAAAAAAAAA